AUGGGCCUCAAGCGCAAGCACUCCUCCGACGACUCGCCGCUCUCCAUGUCCAGCUUCGGCGCCGUCUCCACACCGGAUGCGCAAUCGCCCAUGUCUUUCAUCAAGGGCUAUGACAAGACGAUGGAUACACAUGCACAUGCGACCUCGAGAUCCAAUGGCUGGGACUUCAUAAGCGCGAGUCGAGUCAAGAGCAACGAUUGGGGCAACCGCACACAGAAGCGGGUUCGCGACAACAGACCCGACGAGCAAGCGAUACACAAAAACACGCUGAACAUGCUCUUCGCCGCGCAACGUGAACAUCCAGAGGCCGCGCCCAUCCCGUCCGACGCUCUUCCAACACACCAGCCAUCAACUUUGGCCUCGUCGAAACCACAAAAGUCUACGCUGCAUUCUUUCUGGAAACAGCUACCCGCGCCGCCUGUUCAACCCAUCUUCUCAAUGCCUGUACAGCAGGACCAAGCUUCCUCACAAGUGCCCCGAUGCGAAGACUGCGAUACACCAUUACAUGGUGAGCGAGACGAGAUGGAUUUCAUCACCGUCUCUAUUGUUCUACAUAAAGCUUCCCAGGCUCAAGACAAUGAGUACCUCCGCAGUUUGGUUUGA
Messenger RNA from Alternaria metachromatica, 603 nucleotides. RefSeq lists its product as uncharacterized. The record is from RefSeq and is a predicted model, not a curated record. NCBI's taxonomy places the organism in Eukaryota, Fungi, Ascomycota, Dothideomycetes, Pleosporales, Pleosporaceae. Bases 1 to 603 code for a protein of 200 amino acids. The transcript is spliced from 3 exons.